This is a messenger RNA of Oncorhynchus tshawytscha (Chinook salmon), 1671 nucleotides long. RefSeq names its product myoblast determination protein 1 homolog 1. Gene Ontology annotation, molecular function: protein dimerization activity; RNA polymerase II cis-regulatory region sequence-specific DNA binding; DNA-binding transcription factor activity, RNA polymerase II-specific. The transcript has 3 exons. Bases 222 to 1052 code for a protein of 276 amino acids. Gene Ontology annotation, biological process: positive regulation of myoblast differentiation; regulation of transcription by RNA polymerase II; muscle organ development. The record is from RefSeq and is a predicted model, not a curated record. Lineage: Eukaryota; Metazoa; Chordata; Actinopteri; Salmoniformes; Salmonidae.
GAGUCCUGGUUACGAUCACGCCGCCAAGGGCAACCUCAGACUUCAGCUGCUAAAACUACACUGCGCCCCUUUACAGUGUCGCUGCGCUUUACCGUGGAACCCGUUUAUUCAGAGUGUUGGAUCAAAACGUGCGCACUACAAAUAUUAGUAAAUAGAAGACAGCUGAAGUGAUCUCCGCCUAAUCUCUUGGGAUUUUGGCAGAACAGAGCAGAAGAGUCACCAUGGAGUUGCCGGAUAUUCCUUUCCCUAUAACCUCUCCAGAUGACUUCUACGACGACCCUUGCUUCAACACCAGCGACAUGCAUUUCUUUGAGGACCUGGACCCGAGACUCGUUCAUGUGGGUCUCCUCAAGCCGGACGACCACCAUCACAAAGAGGACGAGCACAUCCGGGCACCGAGCGGGCACCACCAGGCCGGCAGGUGCCUUCUGUGGGCCUGCAAAGCCUGCAAGAGGAAGACCACCAAUGCUGAUCGUAGGAAAGCGGCUACCAUGCGGGAAAGAAGGCGACUGAGCAAGGUGAACGACGCCUUCGAGACACUGAAGAGAUGUACGUCUACUAACCCAAACCAGAGGCUGCCCAAAGUGGAUAUCCUGCGGAAUGCCAUCAGCUAUAUUGAGUCUCUCCAAGGCCUGCUUCGUGGGGCCGGACAGGAGGGCAAUUAUUACCCGGUGAUGGAUCACUAUAGCGGGGACUCGGAUGCGUCCAGUCCCCGCUCCAACUGCUCAGACGGAAUGAUGGAUUUCAAUGGUCAGUCUUGUCCACCAAGACGGAGAAACAAGUAUGAUAGCGACUACUUCAACGAAGCACCAAAUGAUUCCAGACACAGGAAAAACUCUGUUAUUUCCAGUUUGGACUGCCUGUCAAACAUCGUGGAGCGCAUCACCACGGAUACCUCUGCCUGUCCCGCUGUUCAGGACGGUUCCGAGGGUAGCAGCCCCUGUUCUCCCGGGGAUGGUUCCAUAGCGAGUGAGAACGGAGCCCCCAUCCCGUCCCCGAUCAACUGCGUCCCCGCCUUACAUGACCCAAACACCACCUACCAGGUGUUGUGAAGUCGGGUCGGUGGACUGCAUACAGUAAUUGUACAUUCUUCAAAACACAACUUAUUCCUUAUGGGGAGAGAAAAUGCCAAAGACUUGCCUAAGGUCGCUACAAGGCUACACACCAAAGAAGAUCCGAUACCGGCUUUGAAAGACAUAAAAAAAUGACGGGUGUCCAAUUUCUUAAAGAACCCUUGGUCUACAUUGGAUAAUGUGUGUGUGGGUGUGUGUGUGUGUGUGUGUCUGUGUGUGUGUGUGUCUGUGUGUGUGUGUGUGAAUGUAUUUAUAUUUUAGUAAGCCUAUGCUAUUCUAAGAUAGUACAAGUCUGAAUUCAUAUAAACGGAUACCAUUCUAUUUGUGAUCGACAUAAUUUAAUUCAAUUGAUUAUCUGUAAAAUGAACAUUUCCAGUUGGCAAGGCGGAAACGCCGGAGAUCCGGAAAGUGAGGACCAUUUCGUAUAUGUGUAAAUAAGAGCUGCUUUGCAAAAAAAAAAAAAAACGAACAACACACAGGAAGUGUUUGUAAUCAUAUUUACUGUUGUUCUUGGAUUGUUGUGUUAGAUUUUUAACUUUAUAUUUAUAAUAUCAAGAACGGAGUGAAUUACAUUUUAAUAAAUAUAUAUUUAUAUAGA